AUGGCAAAUGCACACGAUAUCAUUAUGAAACUACCCAAAGGAUACGACACAGUAAUUGGCGACGGUGGCAUUCAAAUAUCCGGAGGUCAGAAGCAACGAGUGGCCAUUGCCAUCAGGAAUCCCAAGAUGUUGCAACUGGAUGAAGCGACUUCUGCUCUGGAUGUUCACAGCGAGAGGCUUGUUCAGGAUGCAUUGAACAACGCAAGGAAAGGAAGAACCACAAUAAUGAUUGCUCAUCGCUUAUCGACAAUUCGUGGAGCAGACAAAAUUGUGUAUGUGGAAGACGGGAAGGUGGCGGAAUAUGGAACCCAUGAGGAACUGAUUUCUCUAGGACUACGGUAUGCAAUGAUGGUCGAUGCUCAGAAGUUUGACGACGAUCAGGAACGGGUUGAAGUGGAUAAUGAAGAUGAACAUUCUCUACAAGGAUCAAUUCAAGAUUCAGACGGCGACUCCGAACUUCCAUCGACAUCCGACCAACAAGCAUCUCUCCCUCACAUCACUCCAACUCAAAAAGACAGGUCCACGACUUACGGACUGCUGGAUGUCUUCAGAAACUCUUCUGUAAACUAUCUGCACAUGUUGCUAGUUACUAACUUCGCUAUUCUGAGAGGUUUCAAGCUUUCCCUCUGGUCACUUCUGAUCAAUUGGGUAUACAACACCUCCAAAAAACCAUUAGCCGAGAUGAAGGAUAAACUUUGGAAGAGCAUUUUUCUGUUCACAGCCCGCGAACUCUACAUAACGAUCACACGGAUUUCAUUAAGCUACUUCGCCAGCAAAACAUCCGAGAACUUGAUUCAAAGACUUUGGCUUGAAGAGACUGCUUUACCAAGACGGAGAAAAUGGAAGGGUUUUUGGAAUAUUUUCAAUAUAUUCUUCCGAUAUUCCCUAUUCCUGCGAGUUGUGUUGGAGGAUGAAAUCUCUGGAACCUUCCAGAGAAAUGAAUACCGAGACGGAUCUAAAGCUCUCCAAGUUUUGGACAUGGCCGAUUUUUCUAGCCGUGGAUUUUGUGUAGAGUUAGAAGACGAAAAUGUUAAGUUCUACACAAUUGAGCAUGGACUUGUGGAGAUGGAAAGAAAUGACGAGCCAACGAGUCUUGACAACUUAUCAACCCAACCACUCUUUCAACAAACAAACAUGCGCAUGUACGGAGAAGAGAAUAUGAAAUAUAUGGCCGCUAAGUACCCAUGGAAGAGUUUCGAGGAGGCAAAACUGAAGAAAAAGAAGAUUGAUGUCAUUUUGAACACCGCCUUCAUCGUUAAGCCUCAAAAGACGAAAUGUUUCGAAUUCGGCAAAUGCUUCUCCGCCGCGAAGAAGAUCUUUGAGAAGGGUCUGACCUCUUCAAAAAUUUCAAAGACAAACAUUUUGGAAACGAUCCUGGAGGAGAGCAUUAUCCUGCGCUCCAAGGGUUCAAUGGUCGGGAAUAACACCUGGAAAAGAUGCGGGAUCGUCUUCGAGAAAAGUGAUUGCAACGACGUCGACAGCGACUGA
This is a messenger RNA of Caenorhabditis briggsae, 1488 nucleotides long. Gene Ontology annotation, cellular component: membrane. The transcript has 10 exons. Lineage: Eukaryota; Metazoa; Nematoda; Chromadorea; Rhabditida; Rhabditidae. The record is from RefSeq and is a predicted model, not a curated record. Gene Ontology annotation, molecular function: ATP binding; ABC-type oligopeptide transporter activity. Bases 1 to 1488 code for a protein of 495 amino acids.